CGAAAUAUCAACUUGACUCCCAUAGACCACUGGCAGGCCAGGUCGACGCUCUUUGGCAAUCCUGCAUGGCAAGCUAUCUUCGCCGCCUAUUCUCCAGUGCCGCCCGCAUAGAAUCCCCGACGACAGUACGAAAAAUGAAUAUGAAUUCUCCAGACUUACCGGAGGUUUUCCGGCCUCCUGUCAACCGUUCUAUGCAAACCCUCGAUAGAUCAUUCUUCCGAAAAGUGGUUCCACUGGCUGCCGCCACUGUCUCCGAUCCCAGACAGAUCACCAAUGUACGGAAAGAUCUAGAUAAAACUGGGGAUAUGCUCCGGUUAAGCAACAUCAAACCUCUACGAGAGGAUGAGUCAGCUCCAGGCGCAAAAGCAAUUUUGCUCAGGCCUGGGAUCAAUGCAAACGAACCUGCCACAUGGUCACCAACAAUCUCGAAACUUGUGGAAGCCAACCUCGCAAAACUCCGUCCGUACGAUUUAACCCUGACAUAUGAUGAUUGGACCAUGCGUAAACAACAUACUUGAAGCUAUUCUUCCUGAAAUUCCCGAGGAGGAAAAGGAAACUCCUGCUGGAUUCGCCCAGGUCGGACAUGUUGCCCAUGUCAACUUGCGGUCGCCAUACCUGCCAUACAAGCACUUGAUAGGCCAAGUUCUGCUCGACAAAAAUCCCACAGUCACCACCGUCAUCAACAAGAUUUUGGAUGUGGGCCACGAGUCUGUUUUUCGCACAUUUCCGUACGAAGUUCUCGCUGGACCCGAUGACCUCGACGUCGUAGUUCACGAAGCAGGAUGCGAGUUCCGAUUCAACUUUGGCAAAGUUUAUUGGAACUCACGGUUAGGGACCGAGCAUGCGCGGGUAUUCGAGACCUUCAAGGAAGGCGAGGCGGUGUGCGAUGUCAUGGCUGGAGUAGGCCCGUUCGCCGUUCCUGCUGGCAAGAGAAAAGUGUUUGUGAGAGCUAAUGACCUAAACCCGGAUUCUUACGCGAGUUUGGAAGACGCAAUCAAACGUAACAAAGUCGCCGAUUUCGUCACGGCUUCAUGCGAGGAUGGUCGAGAAUUUAUCCGCCGGGCGACCAAUGAAUUGGCCAGUCACCAGCGGACUGUCAAGCUUGCAGCGAAAGUAAAGAUCUCACGCACAGCAAGUGAGGAAGAGAGAAAGGCCCUCCAAGAGGAGGCGGAAAAGUCGGCCAAGGUCUUGCAGGAGCCAGCGGUCUUCUCGCAUUAUGUCAUGAAUCUUCCCGCUACUGCGGUGGAGUUUCUCGACGCUUUCAAAGGAACUUAUCAUGGCCGUGAAACCGAGUUUGCGCCAUAUACCUCGAUCAAGCUUCCCCUGAUACACGUCUAUCUUUUCCAAGCCAAGUUGGCUACGGAAGAGGCUGAACUUGCCGAAAUCUGUGAACGCAUUUCAAAACACAUUGGCGUCGAAAUCAAGAGCGACGACCCGGAACUGGAAAUGGAUAUACGAUAUGUCAGGUUGGUCGCGCCAAAGAAGAAGAUGUUCUGCGCAACGUUUCGAUUGCCAGCAAGUGUUGCCUUUGCAGAGCCUUAGCUUCAGCUGGGCUUGUUUACUGUUGCAGCUCAUGACACUGUUGCAGUUCACUCGGUGCAACUCGCAAAUGCUCUGCCAGACUAUGCUCUGUCGUCAUCGGUAUACUAUGCUGCAUAACCGAGAGUCGGGUCUCUAGCCCGGGGACUGACGGUGCAUUGCAGUAGAUGAAGCCAUGGGAAAACUCCCCAUCUGCACGGCACGGUGAAAGAGGGGACUUUCAUACCUGUGACCAAGGGCUUGAAGGGACAUCUCCUCGCACCAGCGGCAGCCUAUGGACGCAAAGAUCCGGAGUCAACAGAGUGAGUGGAAGCAGCUCAAUCUCGAAAACGGAUCCUUCGAAAGUCCCCAGGCUGAAGUAUUACUAUCCCACUAGCAACCCGCGGCAGGUCAUUGCUGGCUGGACUUGAGUCUCUCUCCACAGAGCACAAUGAGCAAAAGCCCGACGCAUAUGGAUAUAUGCAAAAUCUGUCUAAGCCGGUCCAGAAAUCUCUGAUCGACUCCCCACAGAAUGAAAACGAAUGCUCAGAGGCUGAAAAAGAAAGUUUACAGUGCCUGAAUUUCUCCAGAUCAACAUGGCACUUUCCACUGUCUACCGCGUCCAUCACAACUCUGAGUAUCGCUAGCCUUGGGUAUCCAAAACUCCCGCCGCGUCGGACUAUUUUAUCCGUCCCAAAUUCAACUCAGCUUCGACCUUCAUUCAGAAUUCAAGUUCCAGUCGCUGCAAGCCGCAAACCGCAAUCUGCAGACUUCACAUGACCACACAUCGACCGCAUGACACGGUAUAUUCCUUCUCACGAUAAUUCGGGUCCCAACUAUCGAGCGACCACGCGUCAUGUUCGGGAGCGGCAGCCUGGCCCUGGUCUUCUGUGGCUUUGGUGCCUUUGUUAUGGUUUGGGAUUGGCGGUGAAGGUGUCGCAGCUGUUGCUGCUGCUGGUGGCGGUGGAUGAGGAGGAGAAGGUGAUGGUGGUGCCAGUGAUCCAGGUCCCUCGAGUCCACGGUCGAGCUCGCCGAGUUCAAGUCGUUGGAUCUUGCUAUCACUGCCAGUACCACUGCCUCCCCUCUUCAGGUUCGCAAGUGGAAUUACUGGAACUCGACAACUUGAAUAGCGCUUAUUCGGAAUGGGGGCAGGCCGUGUGGCAUUACUGGCAUGGUUCUUGUUUGUUUGUGGUGUUGCCACCGGGGGAAUUGGAACUGGAUGUCCCAUAGCGGCAUCAGCUGACGUGGGACGCUGUUGCUGUUCUUGUUCCACUCGCUCCCGCUCCGCCAUCUCAGGUGUCGUUGUCAUGAUUGUCGGUGUGGUGGUGUCGUGUCUGCUCUGCUCUACUCUGCUCUGGGAGCGGCUUUGGGCUGUGGUCGCCGUUGCUAUGAUGGGGUUGUGCCAGGAGAGCUCAGAUCCGUACGAAGAUGCCCAAGGACUAUCGUGCGCUGUGCACUUUUUGUCAAAUUUGGCGUUGCGGAACAAGAUGUGCAUUAGGGCCCACCACGCCGCCGACAAGAUCGGCCGUGAUGGCGAUGAUAGUGGUGCUGAUCUUGAUGAUCUUGACGAUGGAUAGCGAGUCCUCUGCUCACUGCCGGUGAUCAAUAUCGCUAUUCCUCCGCUCAGGAUCUUAGGCUGGACAGGACGUGAGGCAAAGAAACGGCGGCAGAAAUCAAAGAGAAGAGAAUAUAGACAAUUCAAGAUCUUCUCGGACUAAGGUAUUUAAGCAAGAGCAAGUGAAAUCUAAGCUUCUGUCUUCACCUUGUCGACUCUCCUCCUCUCUCAUGGACAGUCACCAUCCCUGCAUCACUGCACCACUCAGGCUCCAUCAUGACUGGACUGGCUAUCAGUGUCACCAAGUCGAAACAACUCAACUUCACUACACCGGUUCCCCGGUAUGACAUGCCAGUUCCAUGCCACCAGAGAAGCAUGAAAUGCAGUGAUAGAAACUUGAAUCGGAUACUACUAAGUAUCAGGUAUAGUUAUAAUUAUCGAUCGUACUGCACGCGCU
Exophiala dermatitidis NIH/UT8656 is the source of this 3530-nucleotide messenger RNA. RefSeq lists its product as hypothetical. Gene Ontology annotation, biological process: tRNA N1-guanine methylation; mitochondrial tRNA methylation. NCBI's taxonomy places the organism in Eukaryota, Fungi, Ascomycota, Eurotiomycetes, Chaetothyriales, Herpotrichiellaceae. Bases 484 to 1542 code for a protein of 352 amino acids. Gene Ontology annotation, cellular component: cytoplasm; mitochondrial matrix. The transcript is spliced from 4 exons. The record is from RefSeq and is a predicted model, not a curated record.